AUGGGUGACGAGGAGGUUGCCGCGUUGGUGGUGGACAACGGCAGCGGCAUGUGCAAGGCCGGCUUCGCGGGCGACGACGCGCCGCGCGCAGUCUUCCCCUCCAUCGUGGGCCGCCCCAAGAUGCCGGGCAUCAUGGUGGGCAUGGACCAGAAGGAUUCGUACGUCGGCGAUGAGGCCCAGUCCAAGAGAG
Molecule: messenger RNA, 190 nt
Organism: Symbiodinium pilosum
Lineage: Eukaryota; Dinophyceae; Suessiales; Symbiodiniaceae
Source: the annotation of a GenBank genome assembly